This is a messenger RNA of Aureobasidium vineae, 954 nucleotides long. Lineage: Eukaryota; Fungi; Ascomycota; Dothideomycetes; Dothideales; Saccotheciaceae. The record is from the annotation of a GenBank genome assembly.
AUGGGAGACUUUGCCUUCCUCAAGUCCUUGGCACACCCCGUCAGUCCUGCUGGAGAGAACCUCCGCCAAAUCCGUUUCAGCGAGUCCAUCAUCAAGGAAUUUGAGAAGGGCGGUUACACCGACGAGCAGGUUCAGAUCCUCAUACGUCAGAAGCAACACCUGCAACAAAUCUCGGAGAAGUCUGCUCGCCCCACAGCCAUGAUCAGCCAACAAGCAUCGGGACACAUCAACAACGUAUCAGAUGAUGUUCGCUGCGACUUCAAAGUCUGUCAGCGCUGUGGUCCCAUGCGCAAAGAGCGUUGCUGGCUGUCGUUCGAGGCUGUCUUUGAGAACGAGGUCAGACCCAUUGAUAACUUCGAGCUAACAGAAGGCCUCCCCGUCAAGGAUGUCCAUAUCGCCAAACAGCUUGGCUUGCGUCCUCCUGUUCAGUUCUUUGCACCUCCCAUCUGGGGCGAAUCUCCUCAUGGCUCACCCAACCGUUCUGCGUCGUUGGGCUACACAAGCGAUGGCUUCUCUACCGAUGCCGAGUUCGAUGACGAAAGCUGCGGAGAUGCUCUCUCAUCUAGCUCUCAAGACGGCGAAGACAACUUCCAGACACGCGCUGGCGGCGAGAUGCCCUACGUCACUCUCAGAGACCCUCGCCACGCCCACACGCCCCGUUCCACCAUCAGACUCGUCUCCAACUCCUCGUCUCUCCACAUGCACCGUACUUCGACUGCUACCAACAACGACUAUUCGCCUUCUCAUUCACACACCACGACCUCGUCGAUCAGUCUUCCCACCAUCCCCACAACUACGUCUUACACGAUCCUCCCCGGUUGUGAAGAGACCGUCCAAGAACUGAGAGCGCAAUACUCGCUCAAGGCCAUGACUGAUCCAGAGUUCUACUCUGGUUUCGCUUUGACGGAAGAAGCCAUGGACACCCACACUCCUGACUUGUUCACCAAAAUUUAG